AUGUCACACGAGUUUUCGGCCCAGUUCACCUCUGCGCCAUAUUCGCCUGCCCCAUCGCACUUUUCGCAAUCCACCAUGGCAGACCCAAACGGCCAGCAGUCGCGACAGCAGCAGGCCGUUGCCUAUCCCUCGCCGCACUCGUACCCGUCGCCCUCGAUGCAACCCACGUACACAUACCCACCGCCCCAGGGACAGCAGAGCAACGAGCCCUAUCGAGGGUCGCCGCAGGGCGCCAACAUGUCGCUGCCUCCGCUCAACCUGCCGCCGAUACGUCUGCAGGACGGACAGCAACCGCCCCAGCAAUCCCAAUCCACACAGCAGCCCAUGGGCUCUCCACUCCCACCGCCGCAACACGCAAUGCAGCAAUACUAUCCCCACGCCGCGCAUUCGCAGCCCGGCCAGCCCAUGGGUAACAUGGGCAACAUGGGCCCGGCGCAAUUCAACGCGAUGCGAUACCAGCUACCGCCGCAGGGCGCAGACCAGCGGGUCCUCUCGGGCGGCCGCCAUAAGAAGGAGAUCAAGCGUCGCACCAAGACUGGAUGUCUGACAUGUCGCAAGAGAAGAAUAAAGUGCGACGAGGCCCACCCUAUGUGUAGGAAUUGUCAAAAGAGCAAGCGAGAGUGUCUUGGCUACGAUCCCAUCUUCAAGCAGCAGGCCGGUCCAGCCCAGAUACAACCCGCCCCCAAUUCUGUACCUGCACCGCACUCGUCGACGCCAGCACCCGCAUCUGCACCGCCAGCAGCUGCCCCAUACAGCGAGAGCCCGGUACCCCAGGGCUACGCACCUGCCUCUUCGGCAGGCUUCGCGUCUGCCGCUUCUGCAACGAGCGGUGGGCAUCAGUCAGAGAACUUCAACGCCAUUGACCCUGCGCUCGCGCAGUCAGGCCCAGGAAUGCACACCAACCCACCACCCUACAACGGCGUGCACGCAAUGGAUCCCGCAAUGAGAGGACCGCCGGGUGCCAACUCUUACCCACCACAACCGCCGCCCGAGCCCAUCAAAGGCAAGCGACUGAAUGUCGACGACAUCUAUGGCAUCUGCAACCACAGCCCGCCAGAGGUUCCCCAGCGUAGCACACCCGUACCACCUGGCCUUGACGACGACUUUACCCAGAUAUUUGUCAACGACUAUUGCCAGGGACUCGAUUUUAUGCUUCAAACCACGUGGUUUUCUACAAACAACAAUGCACUGAACAGAGUAUUCGCCGAUAGGACCCUACACGAAGAGGCUGCCUACUUCACCGAAACGAUCAAGUACAAAUCAUCCACCACUGACAUGACUGGUGUCUUCAGUCAAGAAGCACGCCUGAUAUGGCAUUUGCUGGGUAGCUGCAAACACACAUCACCGACCACCAAUGGAGCCGGCAGUUCCGCAAAUGGUUUCGCCGAAAACGACGAUAUCUCAUUGAGAGAAGUCCGAGCUCGAUUUGACAUCCUGGAGGCUCUGUUGACGAACCAAAAUAUGGAGGUGAACCCUCUGCGUCAAUUAUCGUAUCCUGCCGAUAUCCAAGAAGCCAAGAGAGCAGAGGUCGACUUCUGGCAGUCCCUGGGUGAUUUUGCCCAAUACUCCGACUCCGAGACUGCGCCGCCGGGUGCUGCAGAUCACGCUCUCGCGACAAUGCGCAACGUCUUGCACAUGCAGGAGGUGCGCGAUGCCAUUUAUUCAAUCGCAAUCGCCCGUCACUAUGGCAGUCGAUUGGGCGGUUUCCCAAAUGCAUUGCCAGCUCCAGUCAAUCAGCAUGCGGAAAGCGAUCUCAACAAGCUACUAGUUGCAAUGUCUUUCAUCAGCCACGAAAGCCGAUCAGCUACACAGCAAGUCUUGGCCCGUAUUUGUGAUAUGGCCAUGCUAUCUUGGACUGUGUCAAGAUCUUCAUAG
Molecule: messenger RNA, 1875 nt
Organism: Cucurbitaria berberidis CBS 394.84
Lineage: Eukaryota; Fungi; Ascomycota; Dothideomycetes; Pleosporales; Cucurbitariaceae
Exons: 3
Coding region: 1-1875 (624 amino acids)
Biological process (GO): regulation of DNA-templated transcription
Molecular function (GO): DNA-binding transcription factor activity, RNA polymerase II-specific; zinc ion binding
Source: RefSeq, a predicted model, not a curated record